AUGGCUUCAGUUGACAAAAUUCUUGCCACAAAAUACCCGGCCAAAGCUCACGCUCGUCGUGUGGCCGAGCUCCUCCAGGCUCGACAUGGCGAGGCCGGGGUUCUCUACCUGGAGGCGCAAAAAACUCGGUUCAUCGAGGACAAUGACGAGACCAUGCCAUUCAGGCAACGUCGCCCGUUCUUCUACUUGACGGGGUGUCUUCUACCCGAUGCGUCCGUGGCCUACGACGUCAAAGCAGACCAGUUGACCUUGUUCAUUCCUCCUAUUGAUGCGGACUCGGUUAUCUGGUCCGGCUUGCCUAUGUCACCGGAGGAGGCUGCAAAGCUUUACGAUGUUGAUCGUGUUCUCUAUACCACUGAUGUCAAUGCUACUCUGGCCGCCAUUGCGUCCAACCAGGGCGGUAAAGCGCCUAUCUUCGCCAUUUCGGAACAGGUGUCGGAGGAUGUCAAGCUUCAGGGAUUCUCUGCAGCAAAUCUCUCUAUCUUGAAGGAUGUCAUUGGGGACGCCCGGGUGGUGAAGGAUGCAUACGAGGUGGCCCUGCUGAGAAGGGCCAACGAGAUUUCCGCCAAGGGCCAUAUUGCUGUCAUCAAGGCGUCCCAGGCUGCGACCAACGAGCGCGAGCUGGAGGGCGUCUUCAUCAGCACCUGUAUUGCCAAUGGAUGUCGGGAACAGUCCUACCACCCCAUCUUUGCCGGCGGCGAAGGUGGCGCGACUCUACACUAUGUCAGCAAUGAUAAGUCCCUCAUCGAUCCAGUAACCCAGCAGCGGAAAAAUAACAUUCUUGUUGAUGCGGGUGGUGAAUACCAGACUUACUGUGCUGAUAUCACCCGCGUGAUUCCCUUGAACGGCAAGUUCACCCCAGAGACCCGGCAGAUCUAUGAGAUUGUCCUUCAAAUGCAGGAUGAGUGCAUUGCUGUGUUGAAGGACGGGGUCAAAUGGGAUGAUGUGCACGCGUUGGCGCAUCGCAUCGCAAUCAAGGGCUUGCUGAAGCUUGGAAUUCUGCGCGGCUCCGAAGAUGAGCUGUUUGAGAAGCGGAUCAGCGUGGCCUUCUUCCCGCACGGCUUAGGCCAUUACCUGGGAAUGGAUACCCAUGACACAGGUGGCAAUCCCAACUACGAAGACGAGGACAAGAUGUUCCGGUAUUUGCGUGUGCGUGGCAACCUGCCAGCAGGGUCUGUCAUCACCGUUGAGCCUGGUAUCUAUUUCUGUCGAUUCAUCAUCAAUCCGAUCUUGGAAUCCUCCGAACUGGGUAAAUAUAUUGAUGCGAGUGUUUUGGAACGAUACUGGGCCGUGGGAGGUGUGCGCAUCGAGGAUAAUGUCCACAUCACCAAGGACGGCUCCGAUAAUCUGACAUCCGCACCAAAGGCUCUUGUCGAUGUGGAGAGCCUGGCCCAAUAA
Molecule: messenger RNA, 1398 nt
Organism: Penicillium odoratum
Lineage: Eukaryota; Fungi; Ascomycota; Eurotiomycetes; Eurotiales; Aspergillaceae
Product: aminopeptidase P family protein
Exons: 3
Coding region: 1-1398 (465 amino acids)
Molecular function (GO): metalloaminopeptidase activity; manganese ion binding
Source: RefSeq, a predicted model, not a curated record